AUGCAGGCGACGAUUGCGUCCCGGUGCUUGAGGGUCGCGAAUCGCGCCGUCUCUUCUCGAUGCUCCAAUCCUCUUUCACAUCCGGCGGCUCUGCGCGCGCCACACGCCGCGCCUCAGCCCCUUCACCACUCCGUCUUUACCGGAGCUCCGAGUCUCUCAAGUCAAUGCAAAAGGCUGUGGACCUCAGCCCGAACGACGUCGUCAGUGCCCAAGAUCAAGGCCUUCCUGUCCGAUUUUCCGUCCACACCUCCUCAGAAACCCGGUUCGUCGCCAAAUGGGCCCGCGCUGUUCUCAACCGAUGCAAAUGGUGCACCGAAGCAAGAGCCGGCGAAGCUGGCGAAGAAAGCCGUGUCUCCCCAAGGGCCUGUUGCCGACGCCAAAAUCAUGGGGACUCUGGCUAAGUACCUAUGGAUGAAAGAUAAUCUUGAGUUUCGGCUUCGAGUAAUUGCUGCUCUGGGCCUUCUGAUUGGCGCCAAAGUAGUGAAUGUUCAGGUGCCAUUCUUGUUUAAGCUCGCUGUUGACUGGCUAGCAACAACCACCGGCAAUCCUGGUGCUCUUGCUGAGUUUACAGCUGCUAAUUCUACUUUUCUAGCUAUUUUUGCGACCCCAGUUGCUGUUCUGAUUGGAUAUGGUAUAGCGCGAGCUGGGGCUUCCGCAUUUAAUGAACUACGAACUGCAAUAUUUUCUAAGGUGGCAUUGAGAACGAUUCGGCAAGUUUCACGAGAGGUGUUUUCUCAUUUGCAUGAGCUCGACUUACGGUAUCACCUUAGUCGAGAAACGGGUGCUCUAAAUCGGAUUAUUGACCGUGGUAGUCGUGCUAUAAAUUUUAUUCUAGGGGCGAUGGUCUUCAAUGUUGUACCUACUCUGUUAGAGAUAUCAAUGGUUUCUGGCAUUCUCGCUUAUAAAUUUGGAUCUCCAUUUGCAUGGAUUACUUCCUUGUCUAUGGCAGCCUAUAUAGCUUUCACAUUGGCUACAACACAGUGGAGAACCAAGUUUAGGAAGGCGAUGAAUAAAGCUGAUAAUGAUGCUAAUACACGUGCAAUUGAUUCUUUAAUUAACUACGAGACUGUCAAGUAUUUCAACAAUGAGUCUUUUGAAGCUGAUAAAUAUGAUGAGUUCCUGGAGAGGUAUGAAGAUGCUGCAUUAAAGACUCAAAGAAGUCUUGCCUUUUUAAACUUUGGCCAGAGUUUGAUUUUUAGCACAGCUCUAUCAACUGCUAUGGUUUGGUGUUCCAGUGGGAUUAUGAAUGGCAAUAUGACUGUAGGAGACUUGGUCAUGGUGAACGGGUUACUCUUUCAACUCUCUCUUCCACUCAACUUCCUUGGAAGUGUAUAUAGGGAAACCGUUCAAAGUUUGGUGGACAUGAAGGCCAUGUUCCAGUUACUUGAGGAAAAAUCGGAAAUUGUGGAUGCAGAUGAUGCCCAACCCUUGCAAUUAACUGGGGGCAGCGUUGAAUUCAAGGAUGUCCACUUCAGUUAUCUGCCAGAAAGGAAAAUUCUUGAUGGUAUAUCAUUUGUUGUGCCUGCUGGGAAAAGUGUGGCUAUUGUUGGAACCAGUGGAAGUGGGAAGUCGACUAUUCUAAGACUGCUUUUCAGAUUCUUUGAUACACACUCUGGACAUAUUAAAAUAGAUGGUCAAGAUAUUCGGACAGUUACACUUGAGAGCCUUAGGCAGUCCAUUGGCGUUGUUCCGCAAGAUACUGUGCUGUUCAAUGAUACUAUAUUCCACAACAUUCACUAUGGUUGUCUUUCAGCUACAGAAGAAGAGGUAUACAGUGCUGCUCGUCAGGCAUCGAUUCAUGACACCAUAAUGAAUUUCCCAGAGAAGUAUCAGACUGUGGUUGGGGAAAGGGGACUUAAGUUAAGUGGCGGUGAAAAGCAACGAGUAGCACUUGCUCGUACAUUCUUGAAAGCACCUCGUAUACUGUUCUGUGAUGAAGCUACAAGUGCGCUUGAUAGCACAACGGAGGCAGAGAUAUUAAAUGCUCUGAAAUCGCUGGCGAAUAAUCGAACUGCAAUAUUUAUUGCCCACCGGCUCACAACAGCCAUGCAGUGUGAUGAGAUCGUAGUUUUGGAGAAUGGGCGAGUGGUGGAACAGGGCCCACAUGAUGUUCUGUUGUCGAAGAUGGGCAGAUAUUCUCAGCUUUGGUCACAGCAGAAUUCAACUGUUGAUGCUCUUGAUGCAGCCGUCGACUCGGUUGCAUGA
Striga hermonthica is the source of this 2205-nucleotide messenger RNA. NCBI's taxonomy places the organism in Eukaryota, Viridiplantae, Streptophyta, Magnoliopsida, Lamiales, Orobanchaceae. The record is from the annotation of a GenBank genome assembly.